GGGGCCUUCUGGGUGGCAGCACUUCCCAGAGGGAGACCGAGCUGCAGCCUUGAGCCCUUGGCUGUUGGGGGGUGGGCGGACUGACUCACUUGGCCCCCUCCCCGGGGCCGAUGGGGCAGCUCCCACACCCAUGGGCGCUGGCAGCCUGUCAGGCCCCUGGGUUUCGGAAAAGGAAGCCGCAGCCCCGCGGCGCCUGACCCGAGCUGGCUGAGAAUGCGCUCUGCGCGCCGGGACCCGCUGGCCCCCGGGCCGGGAGGAGAUGUUUAGGCUGCGACCCCCCAGAGCAGGCUCGCUCCCGCGGCCGCCCGCUGGGGCCACCCUGGCCGCGGGCCCGCCGGGACGCCCCUGCUCGCAGAGCCCCUCCCCGGGCCGUGGCGCGUCCCCCGAGUCUCGCAGUAUUUCCUUCCUGCACCUUUAAGAAGACCGUUGCUCCGUGGUGGGAUGGUGUGUUAAAGCCACACAGAGGAAGUUACGCAGCCCGGAUCAGACCGAGAGAUAAAAGCCCCGAUGGUGAUCGUGAGUGAUGGCAAGAGGAUUUAGCCUCGGCAUUAACUUGGAGCGGAGUGCAGGGGGGCAGUGAAACGCCCCGCCAUCUGGCCCGCGCCGCGCCGGGGGGAUGCCCCGGCGCCCCGACGAGCAGCCGCGAAGCCCACCCGGGCCGGGGGCUGCCCGGUGCCCGAGCGCGGGUCCCCUCCGAGCCGCCCAGGGGGCCCCAAAAGUUUGCACUUGUUAGCGGCGACCUCCCGUUCGGCCGGGGCGGGCGAUGCGGGCGGCUGGGGCGGGCCCCUCCCCCGGCCCGCGUCUCCGGGACGGCUGCGGGCGGCCCCCCCGGCGGCCGGAGGGCUCCCCAGCCCCGAUCUGACGGCCGCGGCGGCGGCGGCCACAGCGGCAGCGGGAGCAGCGCGGGGAAGCAGAACCGGCUCGCAGCCCUCGGCCCUCGCCCCACCCAGCGCCAGCCAGACGGGGGAGGCGGAGCGCCGAGGGUGGCGGACCUCGGCCUCCCGGGUCUCCGCUCCGGGAAGCCGCUCCGAGCCGGGGUGUUGUUGCUAACGAGCUCUCUCUCCUCCGUUCUUACAAUGAAAGACGAGCCAGACCCCGGGUACCUGGAUGGAUUGGGAGCUGAAGUCUCAGAAACUUCCUAAUAAGUUGCCCAUGGCUACCAGCCAAGGUCAGCUGGUUCCCAUUAGCGCCUGUCCCCACCAAAGACGAGCCAAAUAAGUUGCUCCCCAGUUAACACCUCAGUCGCUUUUUUUAUGCUCCAGUCCAGCUGCACAAUUGUUGUCACUUUAAGCCCAUAUGAAAAGAAAUCUCUUUUAUGGGUCCAAAAUGCCAAGUCCAAUCCCAUAGAGGGAAUGUGUUUGCAGCAAACAGGUACACCUCCUGAUUUUACUUUAUCUUUACAACGCAGGCCGGAGGGUUGUUUUGCAGUUGUGUUGAGCGCACAUCACACACUCAGGGCCCUUUAAAGACCCGGGUUGAUUGGAAGGACCAAAAUUAAAAGCAAUCUGAUCCGGCCUCACGCCAGAUCCCUGCGGAUUUUCUCCCUAUCCCAUUUCCAUCCACCGUCACAAUUUGAGAGUCUGCCUGAUCUGAUCAGAUUCCCCUCUGGGAGAGGUGUGAUGCCAAGGUUAGGAGGACGCCAAGUUGUGGGCAACUUCUCGAUCUGCCCAUCAGCAGUCUGAGAAACGCUGGCUCUGAGUGUUCCACAUCGGCCUCUUGGAAAAAACAAGUUCCUCGCUGUUUGCAACCUGGCAGAGUCCCUGGGACAUCCGGCCUCCGUCGCCUGGUAGAUGUGGCUUUUCCAUGCUGGGGCGGCGAGGCCCUCCUGACCCAGUUGCCACCUCUCCGGUCCCUCUCUGGGCCUCGCCCCUGGGGACUGCGCCGCCAUGCUGCACCUGCUGGCUCUUUUCCUGCACUGCCUCCCGCUGGCCUCUGGGGACUACGACAUCUGCAAAUCCUGGGUGACCACGGAUGAAGGCCCCACCUGGGAGUUCUAUGCCUGCCAGCCCAAGGUGAUGCGCCUGAAGGACUAUGUCAAGGUGAAGGUGGAGCCCUCUGGCAUCACGUGUGGAGACCCCCCUGAGAGAUUCUGCUCCCACGAGAACCCCUACCUGUGCAGCAACGAGUGUGACGCCUCCAACCCGGACCUGGCUCACCCGCCCCGGCUCAUGUUGGACAGGGAGGAUGAGGGCCUGGCCACCUACUGGCAGAGCGUCCCCUGGAGCCGCUACCCCAGCCCGCUGGAGGCCAACAUCACCCUGUCGUGGAACAAGAGCCUGGAGCUGACGGACGACGUGGUGGUGACGUUCGAGUACGGCCGGCCCACCGCCAUGGUCCUGGAGAAGUCGCUGGACAACGGGCGCACGUGGCAGCCCUACCAGUUCUACGCAGAGGACUGCAUGGAGGCCUUCGGCAUGCCCGCCCGCCGCGCCCGCGACCUGUCGGCAUCGGGUGCCCACCGAGUGCUGUGCACGGAGGAGUACUCGCGCUGGGCCGGCUCCAAGAAGGAGAAGCACGUGCGCUUCGAGGUGCGGGACCGCUUCGCCAUCUUCGCCGGCCCCAACCUGCGCAACAUGGACAACUUGUACACGCGGCUGGAGAGCGCCAAGGGCCUCAAGGAAUUCUUCACCCUCACCGACCUGCGCAUGCGGCUGCUGCGCCCGGCGCUGGGCGGCACGUAUGUGCAGCGGGAGAACCUCUACAAGUACUUCUACGCCAUCUCCAACAUCGAGGUCAUGGGCAGGUGCAAGUGCAACCUGCACGCCAACCUGUGCUCCGUGCGCGAGGGCAGCCUGCAGUGCGAGUGUGAACACAACACCACAGGCCCUGACUGCGGCAAGUGCAAGAGGAGCUUCCGCACACGGUCCUGGCGGGCUGGCUCCUACCUGCCACUGCCCCACGGCUCUCCCAAUGCGUGUGCCGCCGCAGGCUCUGCCGUUGGCAAGUGGAUCAGGCCAUCUACUGCUGCCCCCCUCUGGGCGAGCGCCCCCUGGCCCCAGGUGUCCUCCAGUGCAGAAGCUGCGGGCACCUCCGCCGCUGCCCCCGCCCCCGCCAAGGCCUCCAGACUUUUCCAGCUCAGGCCCAAAUCUCCUCAAGUGAUGCCUAUUGAAGAAUUCGAAGACUGCGAGUGCUACGGCCACUCCAAUCGCUGCAGCUACAUCGACUUCCUGAACGUGGUGACCUGCGUCAGCUGCAAGCACAACACACGAGGCCAGCACUGCCAGCACUGCCGUCUGGGCUACUACCGCAACGGCUCCGCGGAGCUGGACGACGAGAACGUGUGCAUUGAGUGUAACUGCAACCAGAUCGGCUCCGUGCACGACCGGUGCAACGAGACCGGCUUCUGCGAGUGCCGCGAGGGCGCGGCGGGGCCGAAGUGCGACGACUGCCUCCCCACGCACUACUGGCGCCAGGGCUGCUACCCCAACGUGUGCGACGACGACCAGCUGCUGUGCCAGAACGGCGGCACCUGCGUGCAGAACCAGCGCUGCGCCUGCCCGCGCGGCUACACCGGCGUGCGCUGCGAGCAGCCCCGCUGCGACCCCGGCGCCGCCGACGGCGGCCUGGACUGCGACCGCGCGCCCGGGGCCGCCCCGUGCCCCGCCACGCUGCUCGGCUGCCUGCUGCUGCUGCGGCUGGCCACCUGCCUGGACUGCUGAGACCCGCGGAGAAACCCCGGCCGGGGGUGGGGGGAGGCGGUCCGUGCGCCCCGCCGCGCCCUGCGCCCCGCGCCCGGAGAGCCGGGAGCCCGGGGGCCGGCGUCGGAGGCCCGGCGGCCAGAAGGGUGCGGCCCGAGCUGCUCCCAGGUGCUACUCAGCAGAGUCCUCCCGCCCCGUCCCCCCCGAAGUGGCACCUGCCCCCGCCCCGGCGCUGCAGCAGGGGAUGCUGUGUGGUCGCGGCCCCAGCGGCCCGCGAUUUCGGUCUUAGUUUUUCUUUUAUAUUACCCACCGACCCUUUCCUUUUUUUUUUUUUUUAGCUGGCGGUGAGACAGGGGCGUGGGAGAAGCUGCUCAUCCCAACAGCCCCAGGUCCUGCCUCCUGCCUCCCUCUCCCCCCCACCCCCCCCACACACACACACGACUGUUGCAGACACCCCCUGCGCCUGUCCCUGGCUCACCAUCAGCCAGCGGACCCGAAAAUCCAGUUGCCUACACCUCUAGUCGCUGACUUGAUUCUCUUUUCUAUUCUUUGUUUUCCCUUACAACCCACCAGACCCCAGGCCUUUCCAGAGGCCUGGUGACCAAGGAGCUCGCUGUCUGGGGGAAGGGAGUUAGGAAGGAGGGUUGGGAGGGCUGGAAACUUACUUUUGUAGAGAACUAUUUUUGUUUGUAUUAACCGCCCCUAUAAGGAGGGACAAAGAGCGGGGACGCUGGACACCACGGGGGUGGUUGAUGGUGUAUAAUCUGACAGUAAAGAAUCUGCUCACUGCU
Orcinus orca (killer whale) is the source of this 4429-nucleotide messenger RNA. RefSeq names its product netrin G2 (gene NTNG2). The transcript has 10 exons. Bases 1887 to 3659 code for a protein of 590 amino acids. NCBI's taxonomy places the organism in Eukaryota, Metazoa, Chordata, Mammalia, Artiodactyla, Delphinidae. The record is from RefSeq and is a predicted model, not a curated record.